This is a messenger RNA of Ctenopharyngodon idella (grass carp), 919 nucleotides long. It is a transcript of the gene mrpl24, whose product is annotated as mitochondrial ribosomal protein L24. The record is from RefSeq and is a predicted model, not a curated record. Gene Ontology annotation, biological process: translation. Gene Ontology annotation, cellular component: ribosome; mitochondrion. The coding region runs from base 153 to 803 and encodes 216 amino acids. NCBI's taxonomy places the organism in Eukaryota, Metazoa, Chordata, Actinopteri, Cypriniformes, Xenocyprididae. Gene Ontology annotation, molecular function: RNA binding; structural constituent of ribosome. The transcript has 6 exons.
GAAUCAUGUCACCUUUGAAAUGCACUUAUUCUAUAUAAACUGUUGUAUUCUAUGGCGAGACGUCAAGGGGCAAGACAUUGUCCGACUCAGCUGACGUCAACUGGAGUUGCUUGGAAAUCGACUGGAGAUGCCCCAGGUUAACUUAAGUAAGCAUGAGACUGACAGCGCUGCUUUGGACGGCAGCAAAAUCUGCAUUUCCACAUGAUUAUCGUUAUGGGACAAACAGACCGUGGACGAUCGCAGCCAAGCGGCUCAAUCCACCAGGCAAGAAAAGAAGAAAGGUGUUUGUUGAACCGAUUGCAAAUGAGGACUGGCAUGUCCUUAGAGGAGACACAGUGGAGAUUUUGUCUGGAAAGGACAAAGGAAAGCAGGGCAAAGUUUCUCAGGUGAUCCGGCGCCGAAACUGGGUCAUGCUCGAGGGCCUGAACACGCAUUACAGGUAUGUUGGCAGAUCUGGAGAUUACCGGGGUACUUACAUCGCCAGUGAAGCCCCUCUGCUGCUGAAAGAUGUUACGCUUAUUGACCCUACUGACAGGAAGCCCACAGAUAUCGAGUGGCGAUACACUGAAGAGGGUGAGCGAGUGCGUGUUUCUGUCAGGACAGGACGGAUUAUUCCCAAACCGGUCUACCAGAGAAAAGACGGCAUCAUUCCCCAGCAGUGGAAAGAUGGACCCAAGGACACAUCGCCAGAGGACACGCUUCAGAAAACAUACAUGCCAUCUUUGAAAACCCUUGAGGAAGAAGUUAUGGAGAAAUUAAACCUUCAGGAAGAUAGAAAGCCUCGUAAAAGCUACUGGUACUGAGUUACCACAGAGACUGUGUAUUGUGUUUGAGAACAACAACAGCAGCAAGAUUAUUUAUCAUGGACAGAUAAUGUGUGUGUUCUGCAGACUUUGUCAAUAAAACUAACCAAAUGUUA